UGAAAAAUAAAAACGCCUUCGGAAGGUCUUUUCUCUGUGAUGGAUUCUCUUCUGUGUCCCUUGCGGAGUCACGGGUGCUUAAAAUAUAUUUUGGGGGUUUUGUUGAGUGAUUAUUGCGACAUUCUAUACUAUUUAGCUUCCAUGAAAUAAAGCGAAGCAAAUUUCAGGAAUUUUGCAGGGAUGAUUCGAUCUUAUCGAGAUUUUUAUUUUCGUCGUUGAGCAAUGGAGAAACUGAAUGCAACUUGCGUGGUUGCAGUGUUGGUGCUGUUCGCGUGGAACUUUGCAUGCGUCGACGCACAAUAUGAAGACGCUAGAUGCAAAUGUGUUUGUCCAGAUACUGCUGUACUAGGGCCGAAUUUCACCCACUCGAACCGAACUGUUUACAUCAAGAAUGUGGUCACCAAAGAA
Notodromas monacha is the source of this 408-nucleotide messenger RNA. Lineage: Eukaryota; Metazoa; Arthropoda; Ostracoda; Podocopida; Cyprididae. The record is from the annotation of a GenBank genome assembly.